CUCCUGUUAGUAAAGUAAUUGUUCGAAGUGUGAUAGUGUGGACUUUUUUUGAAGUGGAGUGGCAACUAAAAUGUACAUUUUCUUCGCAUGGUUAUCGUCAGAAAAAUGAUCUUUUACAUCAAAUCAAGUAGACGCAUUAAGAGAAUCGUUGAUCGUUGUAGUGGAAGCUGACAGUACUCGGAGUGUGGUGGUAGUGAAAAUUUUGGUGCAAUGAAGUCGUUAAUCUCCGUUUUCAUCCUGCUGGUUGUUUGUGUUUUCGUCGUGGUGGUGCGGCGGGAUUUAGUUUUCGGUAUUGAUAAGGAGUCCGCUAUCGGCGCUUCGCUUGCGGGCCAAGCGAAGAGUUUGGAGGACAAUCUCAGGAGGUACAGGCGGUACAUAAUUUUGGCCAGGCCCCACAACGGUUCCAUAGAAUGUGGCAGUUCGUCGGAAGACUUCCCGAAUUUUCUCACCGAGCAGGAGGUGGAGAAGGGCGCCAUUAUUUUGGUGUUCUUCAUCGGGAUUUACUGUUUCACUCUACUGGCUAUUAUCUGCGAUCAUUAUUUUCUGCCUUGUGUGGAGAAGAUAUGCGAAGCUCUUAAUUUAUCUCAUGACGUCGCCGCCGCCACCUUCAUGUCCGUCGCAACAUCAGCACCUGAACUAUUCGUCAACAUAAUUGGGACAUUCAUAACGCAAUCCGACAUCGGCAUCGGCACCGUCGUCGGCUCGUCCCUCUUCAACACGCUGGGGGUGGCGUCGCUCGGGGGCCUAGCGGCGUCCGCUCCUGUGCAGCUGCACUGGUGGCCGGUAACAAGAGACGUCAUCAUCUACAUCUUCUCCGUGCUGCUACUGGUGGGGAUCACGUGGGAUGGGGUGAUUUAUUGGUACGAGGGUCUAGUUUUGUUCAUCGUGUAUUUCGUGUAUUUUACUGUGAUGUUCCAAAAUGCCAGGAUUUCGAAGUUAGUGCAUAAGUUUGUAAAGAAGGUUAGGAAGGUUAACAAAGUCGACGAUUGUGAGAAAGGGUCUACGACUGCUACGACUACGCCUACGACUACUGUAGCUGUGAUUUCUUCCUACGGGUCUUACGUGGAGGAACCCAUUACGAAGUAUACGGAGACGAAGAGCUUCAGCGAGAGCCAGGAUGAAGAGGAAAUAUCGAUUUUCCGGAAACCCAAGGGUUCGAUUUGGAAGCGCAUCCUGUUUGUCUAUACCUGGCCGGCUAAAUUUCUUCUGUUUUGUACGGUGCCCGACCCACAGCGCUACCCUAAACUGUUCCCGGUUACCUUCAUUAUGUGCAUUUUCUGGAUCGGUUCAAACUCCUAUGUGGUGUCCUGGAUGAUCGCCAUCAUAGGCAAUAUGUUCAAAAUCCCGGACGCUGUGCUGGGGUUGACGUUCCUGGCAGCCGGAGGGUGUCUCCCGGAAGCCAUUUCUAUUACCAUCAUGUCACGUAGAGGCGAAGGCUCGAUGGGCGUAUCAAAUUCCUUGGGAGCCAACACCAUGAACAUCCUCCUAUCCUUAGGCAUGCCGUGGUUCCUCAAGACCAUAGUCAUGGGAACCGGAGACAGUUCCUUCAUAAGGAUCAACUCGGGCUCCAUAGAGUACACCAUAUCGGCGCUAGUUCCGGUGGCCAUCACUCUAUACCUUACUCUCUUCUUUAACAAGUUCAAGCUGUGUAGACGCGUAGGGAUUAUUCUUCUUUCAGUGUACUCACUGUGUAUUAUUUUGGCCAUAUUGGCCGAGAUGGUGUUUUUCGAGUCGCAGCCUUGCGUUGACGCGUAAAGACGUGCUAAGUGCUACGCCCAAGUGCCAUUGUACAUAGGUAGUUCUAGAUAUGUUCUAGAUAUAGGUUUUAAUUUAUGACUUAUUGUUAUUUAUUUGAGAGGCGACGCUGUUCAUUAAAGGAUUAAAGACACUGUGUGUUUUCAGAUUAUUUUUGAUUCAGGCAAAGAGUGUGGAAGAGACAAUUCUUAGAAACUUAAUUUUUCAUUAGUAAUAAUAAUAAUAAUAAUUUUUCGGUUCUACCAUACGCUUACACAGAAAAUUACGCUUGCUGUCACAUGACGUCCAAGCGUAGCAUUAUCAAAAUGGAGAACAAAUUUACAAAAUUGCUUCACAGACAUAAACAAACUCGAAUAUUUAAAUUUAAUGCCACAUUCACACUGUAAUUCCGGUAAUAAAAAUAAAUGCUAAUUGUGGAACCCACACGAAUGCCACACUUUAUCUCCCUGUAUUUUUCCUCCAUAUCAGGUAUCCGCGUACAAGCGCCAUCAACACAGUUCCACCGAGAAAAACAAACCUGUGUCAAGCUAUUGUUCUGAAAACACACGACAUUAACGCCUCCCAAAUCAUAUUGACCUUUGGCUUCUUCCAGCGGAAAAUAGCCUGUACGAAAAAUGAACUCCAAGACCUUGAACCUCUCAAAUAAACCCCAUGCUUCAUUUAUACUUUCGACUUGUUGAUUCGUGCAAUAAAUUUUUAUACACA
Molecule: messenger RNA, 2460 nt
Organism: Zophobas morio
Lineage: Eukaryota; Metazoa; Arthropoda; Insecta; Coleoptera; Tenebrionidae
Product: sodium/potassium/calcium exchanger 3-like
Exons: 8
Coding region: 211-1755 (514 amino acids)
Biological process (GO): intracellular calcium ion homeostasis; calcium ion transmembrane transport
Cellular component (GO): plasma membrane
Molecular function (GO): calcium, potassium:sodium antiporter activity; calcium channel activity
Source: RefSeq, a predicted model, not a curated record